Molecule: messenger RNA, 1436 nt
Organism: Lepus europaeus (European hare)
Lineage: Eukaryota; Metazoa; Chordata; Mammalia; Lagomorpha; Leporidae
Gene: MSANTD3
Product: Myb/SANT DNA binding domain containing 3
Exons: 4
Coding region: 261-1088 (275 amino acids)
Source: RefSeq, a predicted model, not a curated record
GGCCGCCCUGCCCGCGAGAGGAGCGGAGGCCGCCCGCGCUCGCGCCUCGCCGGCCCCUCCCCCGGUCGUCGCGGCCGCUGCAGACGCUUACUGAGCAUCUGCUGUGUGCUGAAGAUACAGAUAAAAUGUCAUUCCAAGCCUCAGGAGCUCACCCUCAGUUACGGGAGACCCUCGAGGAUGCCGAUAGGUCGCGGUGCGGAGUAACUCUCAGAGGGCCGCAGUAAGAGAAUAGCGAACGGCCAGGUGAAAUCUAGUGGAAAAUGCAAAACAACGAAAUCAUAAAACCUGCCAAAUACUUCUCCGAGUUGGAAAAGAGCAUCUUGCUGGCCUUGGUAGAAAAGUACAAAUAUGUGCUGGAGUGUAAGAAAAGCGAUGCGAGAACCAUCGCCCUCAAGCAACGCACCUGGCAGGCGCUGGCCCACGAGUACAACUCUCAGCCCAGCGUGUCCCUGCGGGAUUUCAAACAGCUGAAGAAGUGCUGGGAGAACAUCAAGGCUCGGACCAAAAAAAUUAUGGCCCACGAGAGGAGGGAGAAGGUGAAGCGCAGCGUGAGCCCGCUGCUGGGCACGCACGUCCUGGGGAAGGAGAAGAUUGCCAGCAUGCUGCCCGAGCAGCUCUACUUCCUGCAGAGCCCUCCCGAGGAGGAGCCCGAGUACCGCCCUGACGCUGCAGCCCAAGAAUCAUUUGCUGUUUCAAAUAGAGAACUGUGCGAUGAUGAGAAAGAGUUCAUACAUUUUCCAGUGUGUGAGGGGACCUCUCAACCUGAACCCUCGUGUUCAGCUGUCAGAAUAACAGCCAAUAAAAACUACAGGAGCAAAACCUCUCAGGAAGGUGCUUUAAAAAAGAUGCAUGAGGAAGAACACCAUCAACAAAUGUCCAUCUUACAACUGCAACUGAUACAAAUGAAUGAGGUGCAUGUGGCCAAAAUCCAGCAGAUAGAGCGAGAGUGUGAGAUGGCAGAGGAGGAACACAGGAUAAAAAUGGAAGUUCUCAAUAAAAAGAAGAUGUAUUGGGAAAGAAAACUACAAACUUUUACCAAGGAAUGGCCUGUUUCCUCAUUUAACCGGCCCUUUCCCAAUUCACCCUGAGACUCUGGGGCUGGCUCCUUGGUUGUUAAUCUGUGUGGGCAAAGUCUGGAACAUGAACUUGUGGUCAGUAACCUGUAACACGCUACAACUAGGAAAUUUAGAGUGGUAGUAGUGACUUAUUUAAGAAUACAUUCAGGUAAACAGCUGCACCCCAUGUAUCCCUUAAGUGGCAAAGAAGCUGUUAGUCUUUGAAAAUUAUCACUAUGAGUGCUAUAAUUCUGAAUGUAAUGUCUCUUAAUUAGAAUUCAUACAAGAACCAUGUGCGAGUGUUGUAUUUUUUUUAAGCAAAUGCAAGUGUGACUAUAAAGAAGUGUGGCUGUUUUUUUUGUUUUUUGUUUUUUUUUUUUU